Messenger RNA from Aspergillus nidulans FGSC A4, 2133 nucleotides. Its product is annotated as protein mdm34. Gene Ontology annotation, cellular component: ERMES complex; mitochondrial outer membrane. The record is from RefSeq and is a predicted model, not a curated record. Bases 1 to 1686 code for a protein of 561 amino acids. The transcript is spliced from 2 exons. Lineage: Eukaryota; Fungi; Ascomycota; Eurotiomycetes; Eurotiales; Aspergillaceae. Gene Ontology annotation, molecular function: lipid binding. Gene Ontology annotation, biological process: mitochondrion organization.
AUGGCCUUCAACUUCAACUGGUCGCCGCUGACCGCGGACGCGAAUUUUUACACUCGCGCCCAGGACCUUCUCACGGCGGCUCUCAAUAAGUCGCCAAAGCCUCCAAUCAUCGUUGACGAUAUCAUCGUUACAGAACUCAAUCUCGGUUCUAUUCCACCAGAGUUGGAGAUAUUGGAGGUGGGGGAUUUAGCGGAAGACCGGUUUCGCGGCAUCUUCAAAAUGUCUUAUUCCGGAGACGCCUUCCUGACCCUCAAGACUCGAGUCCAAGCGAAUCCUCUCAACACCUAUCUUCUGACAAGACCGUCGUUUGCGUCGCCGUUGCCGUUAGCCGCAGCGACGCCUCUCACCAUUCCUCUACAAAUAACCCUAUCCGAUUUCAAACUUUCAGGCUUCGUCGUCUUGGUAUUCUCAAAACAGAAAGGGAUCACGGUAGUGUUUCGGAAUGAUCCUUUGGAGUCGCUCAAGGUCUCUUCGACAUUCGACUCGAUCCCGUUCGUCCGAGACUUUCUCCAGAAGGAGAUAGAAGCGCAACUUCGAAUACUGUUCAUGGACGAGCUCCCCGCUAUAAUCCAUCGCCUAUCUCUCCGCUUAUGGGUCCCAGAAUAUCGCGAUGGAGAGCAAUUGGAGACUCAAGAUACCGCUUCUAGAACAGAAGGGCCCGGUCAAGAUCCGUUGGCUAGCCCUCCGCAGGAUCCAGUGGACGCUUUAGGAAAUGCUCUGAACGAAUCCGAUAUUGCGUCGCUCUCUCUUGAAUCUUCAGUCGAAACACAUUCUUUAUUCUCACAAAAGAACCUCUUGCGUCUUGCUGCCCUUACUGAUUCUCAGCGGACGUUGUCGCUUUUCACACCUUCAAUCCGAGAAGUCGUAUAUCGCGCAUGGACAUCUCCGACUGAUUCCGGCGAGGCUACUGCGGGCGUGAUUUCUCCAGCGAGCCCAGCGCUUUCUAGGACCCAUUCCCAGGUCGGCAAUAUAUCCUCGUUCCCGGAUACCGCCAGUAUGGUAUCAUCGCAAACCCGCUCUACGACUUCGACACAUAGCUUCAGCAGCUACGGUCUGAACACCGGAUCUAGCCGCUCCAAGGUGCAUUCUAGGAAGCGAAAGAAGCGUGUUGUCGACCUGCGACGUCCUAAGACAACCGACGAUGCCGCGAGUGUCAGCGAUGAGAGUGCCUUCACCGAAUCCACCAGUGCGCCAUCUGUUUAUUCAGCGCCCCUACCUAUCGUGAGGGAGCAGCCAGAUGACCCGGUAACACCACCUCUUUCGCCAGAAACUGGACUGCACCUCCCGCCCGUUCCAGAACGGCACCGUCUCAGUACCUCUCGACCCGGUAUUCGCCGAGGCGCCGAUGCUUUUGUGCAAUCUGGGGAGUCUUCGUCUUCUGCACGUCGCAGAUCCGAUGUCGACGUGGACGCCACUCCGCGAGGAACGAUGCGCUCUCAUGUUGCCAUGACACGCUGCUCUGAGAAACCUGAACCCGAGGCACCGCAGCAGUUGCCGUCUACAAUACUUCCGUUCGCUGAUGAGAAAGCGAGUUCGAAUCUCGUCGAUCAAGCAUUAGUUGAGAGACUAGCCGGAGAAAUUGCGCGCCGCAUGCGAGACGAGAAAAUGCCAGGCUCUAGCACGUGCACUCCGUUCUGGGACCGACUGAACCAUGAUGAGGCUCCGCCUCCGGCCUAUGGCCACUGAUGCUGCUGCUGCAGCAUCCUGUAUUAUGUUUGAGCGCUUAUCCGCACUGGCAGGGAUUGUUGCUGCCGUUCACUCUCUCCGCUUCCCUUUUUUUUUUCUUCUCCAACCUCCGGCGGGUCUGGAGUAUUUAACGAACGAUACGAACUUAUUUGUUUUUAAUUAUUCCAUAUGGUCGAGCUUGGGACCUCUGGUUUGUUUUGGAGCGUUUGGAUUUUUGAGGUCUGGGCUUGCACCGUUAAAAAUAUCUGGCGUUAUGCUUCGUUUGCGGAGUUGUUUUCUUUGCAGAUACCAUCUCUCUCACUAAUCCACCAUUGUUCUGCCUUUUCCUCUACGUGUCUAUUUUCUUGAUUUCGUCGCCUGUCGGAGGUUUCCGGUAGUUCUAGGUGGUAUAGUUUGCGUUAUGAGGGGUAAGCAAACUUGAGAACACUGUUCCGCUUGGCCUGCAUG